Messenger RNA from Python bivittatus (Burmese python), 2679 nucleotides. The record is from RefSeq and is a predicted model, not a curated record. NCBI's taxonomy places the organism in Eukaryota, Metazoa, Chordata, Lepidosauria, Squamata, Pythonidae.
UUGAAUGUAUUGCUAUUGGUUGCAGGCCUCCUCAAAAUCCAGCUUUAUUAACCCCCAGGCCUCCAGUUAUUACCGUACUGGGCCAUGUUGAUCAUGGAAAAACUACAUUACUUGAUAGCCUGCGAAAUACUCAUGUGGCAGCAAUGGAGGCAGGAAGUAUAACACAGCAUAUUGGUGCUUUUCUUGUGCAGUUGCCUUCUGGGGAAAAGGUAACAUUUCUGGAUACUCCUGGCCAUGCUGCAUUUUCAGCCAUGAGGGCAAGAGGUACACAUAUCACUGAUAUUGUUGUACUGGUGAUAGCUGCCGAUGAUGGUGUGAUGGAGCAAACUGUGGAAUCCAUUCAACAUGCUAAAAAUGCUAAAGUUCCAAUCAUUGUUGCCAUCAAUAAGUGUGACAAACCCGAAGCUGAUCCUGAAAGAGUAAAGAAACAACUACUGGCUUAUAAUAUUGUUUGUGAAGAGUUUGGAGGAGAUGUUCAGACUGUUCCUAUCUCUGCAUUAAAGAGCAAUAACCUGAUGAACUUAAAAGAGGCAAUUGUAACUCUUGCUGAGGUGAUGGAACUGAAAGCAGAUAGCACAGGUCUCGUGGAAGGUAUUGUAAUAGAGUCUCGCACAGAUAAAGGGAAAGGUCCAGUAACCACUGCCAUUAUCCAAAGAGGCAGUCUGAGAAAGGGCUGCAUUUUGGUUGCUGGAGAAACCUGGGCCAAAGUGCGGCUGAUGCUUGAUGAGAAUGGCAAAAUCAUGGAAGUUGCUUCUCCCGGUAUGCCCACAGAGAUUGUGGGGUGGAAGGAGGUCCCUGCAGCAGGAGAAGAAAUCCUUGAAGUAGAAUCUGAGCAAAGGGCACGUGAAGUUGUUGAGUGGAGAAUCUAUGUCAAACAGCAGGAAAAAAUAAAGAAAGAUCAAGAAAUAAUAGAAGAGAAACAAAGGGCCCAUCAGGAAGCCUACAGGAAGAAGCGAGAGGGUUUCAUGAACAUGAACUGGAGAGAAAGAGCAUCCAUAUUAAGGAAGAGCCAAAAGGAUCCCAUGACUAGGCAACCUGAAAAAGACAUUAAGAGUGACAAAAACAUGUUGCCUCUCAUUAUCAAAGGUGAUGUUGAUGGCUCUGUAGAAGCCAUUUUGAAUAUUCUGAAAACCUAUGAUGCUAAUGAGGAAUGUCAGUUAGAUGUCAUCCAUUGUGGGAUUGGGGAUAUUAGUGAAAAUGACUUAAAUCUAGCAGAAUCGUUUAAAGGUAUCAUCUAUGGAUUCAAUGUAAAGGCACAUAACUCUAUUCAGCAGAUGGCUGCUAAAAAGAAAGUAAAGGUGAAAAUACACAACAUCAUCUACCGGCUUGUGGAAGACUUACAGGAAGAGCUCAGCAGCACUUUGCCCUGUGGUGUAGAGGAGCAUGUGUUAGGAGAAGCUGCUGUUUUAGCAACCUUUGAGAUCGAUGUAGGAAAAGUUAAAGUUCCAGUAGCUGGCUGUAGAGUACAGAAGGGACUACUAAACAAAAAAAUGAACUUUAAAUUAAUCCGUAAUGGAGAAUGUAUUUGGACAGGAUACUUAUCAUCUCUGAAGCACCAUAAGGAAGAUAUUGCUAUUGUGAAGACUGGCAUGGAUUGUGGCCUUAGUUUGAACAACAAUCUAAAAUUUGAAGUUGGAGAUGAAAUUGUUUGCUUCAACACAAAGGAAGUUAAGCAGAAGAUUUCUUGGGACCCAGGAUUUUAAAUCUUGUCUAAAAUAUGGCAGGACAAGAAAACUUGGACCUUCAUUCAGUAUCAGACUGUAGAACCCUCUGGAUAGUAUCUUGCAUUGUACAGUUAACAGGAACAUCAUGUUUUAAUUAGACUUCCACUAUUUCUAAUGUAAAAUCCGCUACAGAAAAUGGAAAGGACUGCCAUUGCAGGAGAAGCAUAUUUAAGUGAUAUGAUGGAAAUACUGGAAUAACAUUUCAAAACCUAAGUGUUCACCACAGGAAAAACCAAAACAUUACAUUUGCUAACUGCAACUACUGUUCUUCAGUAGUUAUUAAAAAGUUUGUAUGAGGUGUUCAUCGCAAUUCUGCAUUUUCUGUGGUACUCAAACCAUAAUAGCUCCAACAUGCAUGUUUAAACUACAGAACCUACCACACCCAAACCAUUCUUAAAUGGAUUUGAAACCUGAAGGUUGAUGUCAUCCCUCACACUGUAAUCUUUACAAUGCUUUCUGGAGGUGCAUACCAACAUGGUUAUCCAACAAUAAACUGCAAACUGCUUUUCCAGGAGAUAAGCCUUACGUGAGAAUUAGAUCUUUUUAGGUAAUUGUGCUUUUCAAUAACAAUGGCAUUGCAUAGAAAUGAAUGAGAGAACUACCGAUAUCAGUAAUGGCACAAUAACAAUAUAAACAAAUGGUAAUACGAUACUUCUGGAAUACAAUUUUGUAGCUGUGAAAGCAUAACAGCAUGCUAGUAAGUGCAAGACCCCUUUCCUUAGGAAUAUGUGCUCUAGAAGGCAGUGGUUUUAUGAUGCAGGGUAAAAGGACAGAAAUCUGUUAACACAAUUUCUGCAAAAGGAACUAAAGUUACUACCAAGCAAAAUGCCUUUUACUAAAAAGACAAAAGUAGCAUUAUAACAAAACCUCAGCUUUUGAAAAAGCUCACUAGUUCUAUGAUUUAAAAAAAAAAUCCAAUUAAUUUAAAGCAUGGUUUUGUCUGAACUACAGCUAG